Messenger RNA from Actinia tenebrosa (Australian red waratah sea anemone), 1041 nucleotides. RefSeq names its product melatonin receptor type 1B-like. The record is from RefSeq and is a predicted model, not a curated record. NCBI's taxonomy places the organism in Eukaryota, Metazoa, Cnidaria, Anthozoa, Actiniaria, Actiniidae. Gene Ontology annotation, biological process: G protein-coupled receptor signaling pathway. Gene Ontology annotation, cellular component: plasma membrane. Gene Ontology annotation, molecular function: G protein-coupled receptor activity.
CUUGCUUUAAAGGACUACAUUCUCUACUGGGCUUCUGUUAAUAUAACCGUAUUGACGGCGUAUCUUCGAGGUCAAAAUGUCUUUCAGUGGAGUACUGAAGAACACCAGUGAAAACUUGGAAAUAUAUACGGAAUUGAAUUAUUUGUGGGUUCGAACAGGCUUUCCUCUAGCGUUCGCUGUUACAGUUGCAAACUCCAUCGCACUUUCAGUUUUCCUAAAGAAGACAUUUCUUGUCAAGAAGUCCAGUUACCUUCUGGUGAACUUGACCAUCGCAGAUUUACUCGUUGGAAUUUCUGGCAUUGUCCAUGGUGCUCUCUUAAUUUUCUGUUCUGAACCAGAUAUCUUAACUUUAAGUGGCGUAACUGAAAUGUGUUCUAUUGCAUCCAUUUUUUCUCUGGCUCUUAUAUCUCUUGAAAGAUUGGUUGCAGUUUUCUGGCCAUUUCAUCAUCGAAUCGCUAAGUCAGCCCAUUAUUUCCUAGUCAUAGCAGUCGUGUGGUUUCUUACAGUUUGUCAAACGAUGCCUAUCAUUGUCAUGCAGCAGCAUUUCCUCCAAUCUUUUGAUUCCAAACAAUUUUUUCCCUAUUUGCGUUGGAUAACACUUCUUCCCGCGGCGUCACUUGCCACAAUUGUCUUCUCAUAUCUCUCUAUUUGGGUUAAACUGAAAUUCUUCACCAAGUUUCGUCACUGCAGAACAAUCCAAGAGAACAGCAAACUAACCAAAACACUCUUCAUAGUGACUGUCGUUUCACUGGCCACUUGGUUGCCAAAGAAUAUAGCAGAUAGUAUAUAUAUUAUAAAUAUACACGAAACUUUGUUUAUUUAUAAAGACGCAGGUCUUUUUGUAGCCUUAUUUUUCCUGCUUCUCAUGAACUCUCUCUUGAAUAUAAUUGUAUAUUCGUUCAGAAUGCCUGAAUUCAGAAAAGAACUAAAGGAUAUGUUUUGUAAAUGUAGCUCAUGGUAAAGGAAAGCGCCAGGGACAGUACAAGGUGAAGAAAAUGGUUUGCAUUAAAUUUAAAAUAAAUAAAUAAAAAAGGUUUUAAA